Molecule: messenger RNA, 995 nt
Organism: Salvia splendens (bonfire salvia)
Lineage: Eukaryota; Viridiplantae; Streptophyta; Magnoliopsida; Lamiales; Lamiaceae
Product: protein SRC2 homolog
Exons: 1
Coding region: 111-881 (256 amino acids)
Biological process (GO): defense response
Source: RefSeq, a predicted model, not a curated record
CUCCAUUUCUAAUCCCAUUAUAAAUAGCUGAAGCUGCCUAUGAUUUCCCAAAUCACCAAAUAUCAAAGCUUCUUUCUUCUUCUUCUUCUCUACAAAAGAAGUGUGUGAUCAUGGCGGGGCGCUACCAAGUGGAGGUGACCAUCACCUCCGCCAAAGACCUCAAAAACGUCAACUGGCGCCACGGCAGCCUCAAGCCCUACGCCGUCGCCUGGGUCGACCCCAAAUCCAAGUCCUCCACCCACGUCGCCCCCGACGGCGACACCUCCCCCACCUGGGACCAGACUCUCCUCCUCCCCUUCGACUCCCCCGUCGAAGACUCCACCCUCCACAUCGACAUCGUCCACGCCGACGCCGCCGCCGACACCAAGCCGCUCAUCGGCUCUGCCCGCCUCCCCCUCCGCGACCUCGUCGACGACGUCGGUCUCGGCCGCCGCGCCGACCGCACGCUCCCCCUCACGCGCCCCUCCGGCCGCCCCCAGGGGAAGCUCGAAGUCGCCGUCAGCGUCCGCGAGCCGGGCUAUCGUGCGCCGGACCCUUACUAUGCGCCGCCGUACCCCCCUGCGGCGGCCAGGGAGUACCCAUACGCGGGGCCAUACAGUGGGGCCCCGCCGUCUGGUUAUCCCGUGUACGGAGCUCCUCCGAGCUACGGGUACGGGCAGAGUAGUUACUAUGGUGGGGCACAGCAGGGAUACGUGGAGGGGAAGGAGAAGAAGGGAAGCAAGUUUGGGGGGAUGGGGACGGGAUUGGCUGUGGGUGCGGUUGCAGGGGUCUUGGGUGGAAUCGCGCUCACCGAAGGUUUUGAAGCCCUUGAGGAUCAUAUUGCCGAUGACGUGGCGGAUGAUCUGGCUGAUGAUGUGGCGGGCGACGAAGAGGAUUAUUAGUAAAGCGUAUACGUGUGUAAUUUUUUUUUUCCAAUUAAUUGAUGUAUACUGUUACUGCCCAAUCAACCUGUCAAAGAAGAAGAAAUUGUGGAAUAAAAAAGUGUGUUUAAUUCA